GUUAUUUUUACAAGUUUAAACAUUAAAAAUUUUCAUAUUUAAAUUUACAAGUUCCAACAGAAAUAAUUUCUCUUUUAGUAAUAUUAUGUAUAGUUCAGGUUUGUCACGUUGGUAUGUUACUAGAAUCAAUAUGCCAGACGUCACAUAGUUACAAAGCGCCUUUAUGAUGUGUGAUUGUACCCUAAUGGUAUAAUAUUUUUUUCGCAUACCUACCCAUCUCUUUUCAGUUUUAGAAAUCGUCUGCUAGUUAAGCUUUUGGCGGCAUGUCUCUCUGUAUUGUGGGAAAUAAUUUUCUUGGAAUAAAAUAAUUUUACAGUAAUUUUUAAAUUUACGUAAAAAAAAAAAAUAAAAGCACAGUAACUCUUUAAUAAUCUCCAUGAUUUAUAUUUGAAAAAUUCACAGAUGAAUCAACAGUAAAGCACAAUGGAGUCAAUAACAAAUGCGGCAGAAGAUUUGGUACCUCGUCCGUAUCAAAUUGAUCUUUUUGAAAAGGCCGUGGCAGAAAAUACGAUAAUUUAUCUACCCACAGGAUCGGGAAAAACAUUUAUUGCUGUUCAAGUUGUAAAAAAACUAAGUGCCGCUAUACAGGGUAAAUAUAGUAGUGGAUCGAAACGAACAAUUUUUAUUGUAAAUACAGUACCACUUGUAAUGCAACAAACAGAUUAUCUUGCAAGGCAUACAGGUUUAAAUGCCAAGGGUUUUAGCGGCGAUACACGUGUUAAAAGUUGGGAUAAUAAAAAAUGGCGCAGCGAAAUCGAAGACACACCGAUUUUAGUAAUGGUAGCACAGAUAUUUCUCGAUAUAAUUAAUUGUGGAGCAAUGUCACUUGAUGGGGUAAAUUUAAUAAUAUUCGACGAAUGCCAUAGAGCUGUAACUGAUCAUCCAAUGAGGCAAAUAAUGCAAAGAUUUGAAAAAUGUCCAAUUGAUAAAAGACCAAGAGUUUUGGGUUUAUCGGCAACUUUACUUAAUGCUAAUGUUAAUAUAGAUAAAGUACAAGAAACAAUUGAGUCACUGGAAGUAACGUUUAAUGCAAAAAUAGCAUCAAUUGAAUCAUUAGCUAUUAUUGCUGGAUUUUCAACAAAUCCAAGAGAAAAUUGUAUUAAAUAUAAUGAAAUAUUAGAAUGUCCAAAAGAAGUUGAUGAUAUUAUAAAUGAAGUGACGGAAAUAUUGAAAAUCAUUAAAAUACCACAACCAUCGGAUAAUAAUUUAUCGACUUCUGUAUUUAAGGCACAAUCAAGAAGCGAAAAAUUAAUAAAUAUUUUAUUUGAUAUUAAGGAAAAUUUAUUGAAUACAGGAAUAUUUGGAGGCAGUAAAGCUGUAUUAUUACAUAUGAUACAAAUGGAAAAUAUUAAAAAAGUUGUUACCGAACCACAAACAAUAUUUAUCUUGGAAUUUAUUUUCACAAAAUUAAUGAUUCUACGAAAAAUGUUUGACGUUGAAAUGCAGGGAUUAUCGCUAAAAGAACAAAUUUAUCAAUUUUCAUCGGACAAAAUUCUCAAAUUAAUAGCAGUACUAAAACAAUUUAAAGAGAGAAAAGAUUCUAAUCAAAAAUUUUGUUGUAUUAUUUUUGUUAAACGUCGCUUUACUGCACAAAUUUUGUAUCAUAUUUUAAAAAAUCUUCAAGAGUCAAAUAAUGAAUUUAAUUUUUUGAUGCCUAAAUAUAUGGUGGGAUCACAUAGUGAUUCUUUUAAAAAUACUAGAGAAAGCAUGUGUACUGCUAAAUGGAAUCAGGAGGUAUUAAGAAGUUUCCGUAAUGGUAAAUCAAAUUGUAUUGUUGCAACUGAUGUUGUGGACGAAGGUGUCGAUAUUCCUCAAUGCACUUUAAUUGUUCGUUUUGAUUUAUCAAUGGAUUUUAGAUCUUAUAUACAAAGUAAAGGUAGAGCUCGUCAUUCAUCGAGUCAAUAUACAAUGCUUGUACCAAAUGGUGAUGAUAAAUUUGAAUCAAAAUAUAUUGAAUUUCAACAAACUGAAAAAUUUCUUCAACAAAUACUAGUUGGACAUACUGAUUUUCGUACAUUGCCAAAAAUUGAAGAUAUUGAAAAUGAAUUGUAUAAUUAUAAAAUUGAACCCUAUUUGCAUAUUAAUGCGGAGGGUAAAACAUGUGCAAUAACUGAACAAUCUGCCAUUAAUUUAUUAAAUAGAUAUUGUGCAAAUUUAUAUAAAUCAAAAUUUGUCAGUUUAACGCCAACUUGGACUUUACAUAAAAGUCAAAACAAAAAUCACACGAUAAUUUAUCAGGUAUCACUGAAAUUACCAAUUGUUUCGCCAUUGAAGGAAGUGAUUCUUGGCGAUUGGAUGGAUUCAAUUGAAAAUGCAAAACGAUCAGUUGCAAUGAAAACGUGUAUUAAAUUAAAAGAAAUUGGCGAAUUAAAUGAUAAUUUAAAUCCAAUUAGACCUGAUGAUAUUCAAGAAAAUGUCAAUCAUCUUUUUCCAAAUUGGAUCGAUGAAGAAAUAAAUGAUAACGAAAUACCGGGAAGUUACAGUAAAAAAAGGAAACAUAAUUUAAUUCAUCCAAAAACUUUUUAUGGAGCAUUUCCGCAGAUAAAUAAAAUUUUAUUUCUUCAUAUUAUAAAAAUGACACCAAAAUACAAGUCAAGAGAUAAUCGAGAUUUAGUAUUUUAUAAUUUAUUAAAAGACAAUGCAAGUUAUGGAAUAUUAACAACUACCGAAUUACCUGAAUUACCAAAUUUUCCAAUAUUUAUGAAUAUUGGACCUAUUGAAAUUAAUGUGGAUGUUAAUUUUAAACAAAUACAAUUAGAUGAUGAAAAAAUUAAGUUAUUAAAAAUUUUUCAUUUAAUGUUAUUUCAAAAAAUUUUAAAUCUUAUUCAUGAUUUUAUGAUUUUUGAUGUUAAUAAUUUGGAAAAUAGUUUUGCAAUUGUUCCAGUGAAUAAAAAUUUUGAAAUCGAUUGGAAUAUUGUUGAAACGUAUCAGAAAAUUGAAAAUAAAAUUCCACCAUUGCCAUUGAAAAUUAAUGAAUAUAAUUAUGAAUUUGCAUUGGUAAAGAAAAAUUAUUGUCGUAAUGUGUCGGAAAUUCAAAAAAUUUAUAUUGUUACAAUGAUUUGUAAUGAUAUUAAAGCUGAUUCUAAUUUUCCGGAUAGAAAAUUUGAUUCUUACAUUGAUUAUUAUAGAGAUCGUCACAAUGUAUUUAUAAAAAAUGGAAAACAAUCACUUUUAGAAGUAAAAUCAAUAUCAACGAAUAUUAAUUUUAUUGUACCUCGAAACAGUAGCAAAAAAACGAGGGAAAAUAUUGAAAAAGAAGAACAUCUUGUACCUGAACUUUGUGAUAUUAUAAAUUUUCCCGCAUUAUAUUGGUUAAAAGCAACGGCAUUGCCAUCAAUUCUUCAUCGAAUAAUGCAAUUUUUAAUUGCCGAUGAAUUACAACGGGAGAUUGAAAAAAAUGCUAAAAUUCAAGUAAAUUAUUGUAAAUCAUCAAUUUUGACAAUAAAUGAUAUUGAGGAGAAAAAAGAGAUAAUAGAAACAAUAUUUGAUGAAUCAUUAGAAAUUGAUGAAACAGAAUUGGAACUAAUGGAAAUUGAAGGCACAGAAUUUAAUGUAUUUAAUAUAAAAACCGAAUAUCCAUGGUUAAAAAAAGAUGAGCCUUUGGAUUUAAUAUGCGAUGCGGAUAAAAUUCAAAUGAUUGACAUUGAAAUGUAUUAUAAAUUUAUGAAUAUUGAUGAAAAAAAUGAAGAUAUUAUGAAAAAUACAAAAAUUAUUAAUAAUUAUAAUUUGCGGCCAAAUUUAAAAGUGCCGAUGAUAAAAUUAUUAUUAAAUAAAAAUUCAGAGGGGCUUAAUAAUAUUAUUUUAAUGAAGGCUCUAACAAGUAAAUUAAGUAACGAUGCUUUUGAUUUUGAACGUAUGGAAACAUUGGGUGAUUCAUUUUUAAAAUUUGCUGUCACUUUAUUUUUAUAUGAAACAUAUAAAAAUUUCAAUGAAGGCCAAUUAACGGCAUUAAAGGGGAAAUUAAUUGGUAAUAGAAAUCUAUAUUAUUGUGGUUUAAAUAAAAAAAUUCCAGGACAUAUAAAAAUUGAGGAAUUUAUUCCUGGUAAUAAUUUUAUUGUUCCUUCUUUCACUGCCGAUAGAGCAAUUCAACAAAUAUUAAUUGACAAUGAGAUAUCCUCAAAUGUAUUAUAUGAAUUACAUAUACCGGAUGAGGAGAAAAUUAAUGGUUUUAUAACUGAAUCAACUCUAAAUAAUAUUGAGGAAAGAAUUUUAAAUUGGAAUGAUAAACCAACAAAUUGUAUAAUGGAACAUUUUUUAGGAAGGCAAAAUAUUGCUGAUAAAAUUGUUGCCGAUUGUGUUGAAUCAAUUAUUGGUGCUUGCCUUUGUUCCCUGGGCAUAGAAGGCGCUUUAAAUAUUCUCAAAUGGUUUCAAAUAAUUCCAUCGUUGUCGAAUGUUGAAUUGAAAAAUAUUUCAAUUUCAAGGAAUUCAUUUAAUGAAAUUGUUGCGGCAAAUAUUAAUGAUCACAUGCCCUGGGCAACUAUGAUUGAAAAGAGAUUAAAUUAUACAUUCAAUGAUCGAUCAUUACUUCUUCAGGCAUUUUCUCAUCCGUCGUAUUCGGCUAAUGGUUCAACUCCAUGUUAUCAAAGACUAGAGUUUCUUGGCGAUGCAGUUUUAGAUUUUCUUAUAACCGUUUAUAUAUAUGAAUAUUGUGGAGAAUUGUCUCCUGGCGAUCUUACGGAUUUAAGAUCAGCAUUAGUAAAUAAUAUAACAUUUGCUUGUAUCUCGGUGAGAUAUGGAUUACAUAUUGCACUAUUGUCUUACAUACCAAGUUUACAUGAGACAAUAAAUAGAUUUGUAAAAUAUCAAGAACAAAAAAAUCACGUCGUUGAUGUUGAGUUACUCUGGACUUUACUUGAGGAAGAUGAAUGUAAUUUAGCUGAACAUGUUGAUGGACCAAAAGUAUUGAGCGAUAUUUUCGAAUCAUUAAUUGGUGCUAUUUAUAUUGAUUCGGGAAAAAAUUUGCAAAAAGUUUGGGAAAUUUUAUUCACAAUGAUGCAUAAAGAAUUUGAAUUAUUUUGUGCUGAUGUUCCAAAACAACCGGUGAGAGUUAUUUAUGAAACUGGACUAAAACCAAGAUUUUUAAAAGCAACGAAAGUAGAAGCAACUGGUCAAAUAAUGAUACCGUUAGAAAUUAUUGUCGAGGGAAAACGAAUAUUAUUCCAUGGAUUUGGCGCUAAUAAAAAGCAGGCAAAAUCCGCGGCAUCGAAACAAGCAUUAUUAAAAUAUUAUCAAUCUAAAAAAAUAUGUCUGGCAGACAAGAUGGAAAUCGCACUAAUCAGUGUAAUCCAACUCAUACACCGAGUGGACCAGGACAUCAAGCCGGUUAUCAUGGAAGUGGAACAAAGGCCGAUAAGGACAAUCAUUCUCGUCAAAUGAAUCCACAAGAUUCAAGAGGUUCACAACGAAAAUAAUUUUGAAAAAAAAAAAAAAUUUUUUUCUCAAUUUAUAUAUAUAUUUUUUUUUCUUCACAUUAUGUAAAAUAAUGUAACAAUAUAUAACAUAAAAAAAAAAUUUCAAGAUUUAAA
Leptopilina boulardi is the source of this 5525-nucleotide messenger RNA. Its product is annotated as endoribonuclease Dicer-like. Gene Ontology annotation, biological process: apoptotic DNA fragmentation; siRNA processing; pre-miRNA processing. Gene Ontology annotation, molecular function: RNA binding; DNA binding; ATP binding. The coding region runs from base 424 to 5376 and encodes 1650 amino acids. Gene Ontology annotation, cellular component: nucleus; cytoplasm; RISC complex. The transcript has 26 exons. Lineage: Eukaryota; Metazoa; Arthropoda; Insecta; Hymenoptera; Figitidae. The record is from RefSeq and is a predicted model, not a curated record.